Messenger RNA from Ylistrum balloti, 903 nucleotides. RefSeq lists its product as uncharacterized. The record is from RefSeq and is a predicted model, not a curated record. NCBI's taxonomy places the organism in Eukaryota, Metazoa, Mollusca, Bivalvia, Pectinida, Pectinidae. The transcript is spliced from 6 exons. The coding region runs from base 76 to 903 and encodes 275 amino acids.
UGUGCAGUUGGCGACCUCUGGAACGACGUCGGGUUUCUGGUCCUACCAUAACUGUAAACUAUACUAAUAGCAAACAUGCCAACAAAUGGAGACUUUACCCUGUCAAUACGAGUAGGAGACACCACCCUGCCAGAGUACAACAAAGAUAACAUCUGUUAUGUAGAGAGCAACUUCUUCACACCAUUCAGCUACCAACACGAGUAUUCCGAGAUUAUCCACGGUGAAAAUGAAAUGCAGAAAUGGCCUGUGACACCAUUUGUGAUUGCUAUUUAUGGGAAAGACACCAUUCAACAUUCAUAUUAUCAUGUGUUCGUGGAUGGUCAGCUUGUCAAGAAGAUUAGUGUUGCUCCAGGAAAGACCAGGCUUGUGAGAGGAUUUCGAGAUGGGAAUAAUUGUGUGGAGUUCCUGUUUUCCUUACCAAGGUUCUGUCGGGGAGAGAAUGACAAGCUUGCAUCAGAUCAGGUUUCCAGAGUUGGUCUUAUUGAAGUAAAGUGCUAUGAGGCAGUGAAGAGGGCUUCAUUCGUGACAAGAAGAAAGAGGGAUCUCCUCUUUGACCAAGCUAACAAGAAGGACUGUACUGAUGUGACACAAGGUAAAUACCUGAUGGUGACCACCAAGGCAGGCAAGGUCCUCAAGAAGCGUGCUACCAACAAGAUGACUGACCACUGGGAUGUAAUCAGAAUGCGCAGUGCCCAGAGCGUAAAAUAUGUGACCUCACAGACCUUAAUUGACCUUGGAAUCUCUGUCAUCCCCAUUCCUUUCCCUGCAAAUCAAAACAUUGCCUCUAACAAAAGUACAGAAACAAGUAUCAAACAGGAAGCAGCUACUCAACUGAUAAAGCAGGAAAUCCAGGACCCUGCUGGGACUUUGGUCCCAAGCUCACGUGUGAAAUUCCUGGUUUGA